GAACGGCUCCUCUGCAACUGCUGCAAGCAAAACUGCAGCUAACAAGAACGACAAGGCUGAGAGCAAGACGGGAGAGGCCAAGAAACCCAAGACUGCAGCUCGUCCUCGCCCGGCCUCCACCACCACUCCUGGCACUCCGGCUGCCUCCACUAACGGUGACACCAGCACCAGCCACCGCCGCCGGGUCAUCACCAAACCCCCCGUGCCCAAGCAGACCCCGAUGGAGAAGAAGCCGGCAGUGCCCCGUGCUCAUCGAACCCCCCGGCCUAUCAACGCCCCAACACCGGACCUGAAGAACGUCCGCUCCAAGAUCGGAUCCAUCGACAACAUCAAGUACCAGCCUGGCGGAGGAAAGGUCUCCUCCACCCCGAACAAGACAUCAGACCCCUGUGCCCCUGCGGCCAAGGCCAGAGUGAGUCCCCCUACCAUCUACACCCUCACACCUCACACACUCCCACCUUCUCUCUGCAGUAACCACCCACACAGCCCAUUCUACAUCCACCCAGGACACACCACACCCUCUGCUGUGCCCUGUUAA
Molecule: messenger RNA, 538 nt
Organism: Seriola aureovittata
Lineage: Eukaryota; Metazoa; Chordata; Actinopteri; Carangiformes; Carangidae
Product: microtubule-associated protein 4-like
Exons: 4
Coding region: 221-538 (105 amino acids)
Biological process (GO): neuron projection development; microtubule cytoskeleton organization
Cellular component (GO): neuron projection
Molecular function (GO): microtubule binding
Source: RefSeq, a predicted model, not a curated record